AUGUUAGACAAUCCAAAAAUUUAAUUAGAAACUGAAAUCAUACUUUAAGGAAUCUAAUACUUAAUCACCAUACAAGCUAAUGAACAUUUACUGUAUAAAUAAUUUAUACAUUAGAUAUAUAGAAUUAGAAUCAAAAUAUGAACCUUAGAUCUGGAAAAAUACUUACACCAUUGAUUAUAUUGAAGAACUUACUCGCAAAACAGGUAAUCCUAAAAAAUUCAAUGUAUUUAUCUCCAUUUUAUAAAUUGCAUUAUAAAAAUCAAAUGAAAAUGUAUUAUUUAUAUUCUAAAUAGGUAUUAUUUGAUAUUUUGACUUAUCAAGAUCUUGAGAAUCUAAAAUAAUAAAAAUAAUAAGAUUAAAGUCAUCUUUCUAGAGGUUCAUCAACAAAUUCCAAAAUUAAUAAAAGAUAUCUGAUAUUAUCAUAUCAAACUGAUUUUGAAAAAAUUCAUUAUCCAUUAGCCUUAAAUUAUGAGGAACAAAUUGAAAACUCAAGAUUAAUGACUAAAAUCUAGAAUUUAAAAACAGAACUAUAAGAUUUUAAAUCAUAGAAAUAAAAUGAUGAAGAAUUUUAGAUUUCGAAUUCAUUUACCAAAAGUAAAAGGGAUAUAUAAACUCCUGAUUCUAUUGUGAAUUAAAAUGAACUUUUGAAAGCAAAAGUAAAAAGAUUAGAAGAGGCUUUGACCCAAAAAAAAGGGGCAGUAGAAGUAGAUUAAUUAGUUAGAGAUAAUGAAGACUUAUAAAAUAUGCUAAAUACAUCAAAAUUAUUAUACGAAGAGAAAAUGGAGAAGUUAGAAAAAUAGUUGAAUUUAAAAAAUACAGAAAUUGUUAUGUAAAUGGCUGAAGUAUAUAUAAUAUAAAUAAAGAUUAGAUAAAUGCAUUUAAAAAGGAGUUAUCAUAAUUGAUUGGAAGAGUAGAGAUGGAUAAUAGGAUCAAAGAGCAUAUCAAGCUUAUGAAUGAUGAUGAGGAAAGUAAAUUGGUUAAAGCAUAGAAAACUAUACAAAAAUAUGAAAAAGAAGUUGAAGGCCUUAAUUAGUAUGUAAUUUAUAAAAUCAUAGAUAAAUAGAUUCAUUUAAAAAAUAAGAUGCUAUAUAAAAAAGAAGAAUAAAUCAAUUAGAAACUGAACUAUCUUAAUCAAUGAAAAAAUUUAAUUACAAAGGAGUUACUGACAGGCUUUAUUCCCCAUAUAGUAAUCACUCAAAUGGGAGUAGAAAAUCGAAUUAUUCAGUUCCAAAUAGAUUAAAUUCAAAUAAUUCAUCUGGAAAUGCAUCUCCUAAUGUAAAGUAGGCAUCUCCAGCUUUAAGCAAGAAUUCACGUAAUUCCACUCAAAAUUCAGUAAUUAAAUAUUGUAUUCUUAGGCUGCUUAUCAAAAACCAAAGUUUUAUAAUACUGCUCCAAUGAAUAAAUAACCUAUUUAAAAGAAACCCUCUCCAGCUAGACCAUAAUAAUAGAUUAGACCUAAUCCUAAUAGGGCAUCUCCAAUUACUUAAUAAAAACCUUCUCCUGGAAAAAAUAAUAUCUUUAAAUAGCCAUCUCCUCCAAGAUAAAAUUAUUAAUAACAUAAGGCUCCUUAAUAACAUUAGGCUAAAUAAAGGACAAAUUAAUCUGCUAAUAAUUAUAAAUAGCCUAUGAAGUAGGUGCGCAAUGAAUAUGAUUGGAAAUCAGGGAAUGCAACAGAACUGGAUAAUAAAAUUAAUAAUUUGAAAAAUAUAUUAUAAAGAGCAAAAAAAUGA
Molecule: messenger RNA, 1730 nt
Organism: Paramecium pentaurelia
Lineage: Eukaryota; Ciliophora; Oligohymenophorea; Peniculida; Parameciidae
Source: the annotation of a GenBank genome assembly